CCGUUCCGGUCCGUUCCUGCUCCUCUCUCUCUCUCUCUCUCUCUCUCUCUCUGCGCGCUUGGAUCGGCGGCCCGCAACUAUCAACCCUGGAAGAGUGCGGGGAUGGGUAACCACUUGGAGUUCUACUUUGAGGUGCUCCACAUCCCCAAGCACUCCUCCCCUCAGGAAAUCCGCACCGCCUACAGAGCCCUGGUCAAGAAAUGGCACCCUGACAAACACCCUCCUUCCUCCCGCCCCGAAGUUGAGGCCAAGUUCAAAGCCAUCUCCGAAGCCUAUAAGGACAACAGAGCAAUGGUUGGAGCGGAAUCACCUGGACACCGAAGCCAGGAGCUGCAGAGACUGCGGAGAACGAGUCGUUCAGGAAGGGAGUUCAAGGAUGCCUACUGGUGGACCAAGGCCGCCGUCUGUCGAGAGGAAGCUUGGAUGCACGCUCGAGGAGCUCUGCCGCGGCUGCAAGAAGGAGGUCAAGUUCACGAGGGACAUCGUCACCAACAAUGGAUUAAUUGUUCCAAACAAUCUGGAUCAAGCCAGGAUGGAAGAAAGGAACAAAGAUAACAUUUGAAGGCAAGGGGGAUGAGCGACCAGGAAGCUUCCCUGCCGACAUAGUCUUUGUAAUAUCAGAAAAGGAGCACCCCAAUUUCAAGAGGGUAGGCAAUGACUUGGUUCUGAAAGCAGAGGUUCCUUUGGUGAAUGCUCUUACAGGAU
Messenger RNA from Musa acuminata AAA Group (dessert banana), 705 nucleotides. RefSeq lists its product as uncharacterized. NCBI's taxonomy places the organism in Eukaryota, Viridiplantae, Streptophyta, Magnoliopsida, Zingiberales, Musaceae. The coding region runs from base 103 to 555 and encodes 150 amino acids. The transcript has 3 exons. The record is from RefSeq and is a predicted model, not a curated record.